GCCUGCGUAGUUGCGUUGAAUGUACCAGGUGAAUCAGUCUGUCCGUGAUCGAUAUCGGAAAAAAUGUCUUGGUUCAGAUCGGCGAUGAACAAAGCGGCGGAGGUUGGGACUAAAAACAACCUCACACGCACCGUCAAAAACUACGCGGACACCGUCGUCCAGCACGCCGGCCAGGCCGUUGCCGAGGGCGCCAAAAUCUUCCAGGAUCGUAUUGCAAAUCGGAACUUCAAAAGCUUUAAGCAGGCUGUUAAAAGAUUGGAAGAAGCAUCUGUUUCCUGUAGGGGACUAGAGCGAGUUCAGUUAAUGAAGAGAUGGUUAGCAGUGUUAAAAGAGAUUGAAAAAUCAUCUGAAGGUCCCAUUGAUGAAAAGGAGAAGAGUAAUGAGGAGCAUCAUCCAUCAGAGGAGCCAAAAGGAAGCCCAAAAAAGCAAUCUCUAGUUUUAUAUUACGACUCCGAGAUGGGUGGAGAACCAAUGAAUUUUCGUGAUGUUUUCCUUUACAGUCAAGCUUUGGAGGGAAUAUCAAUAUGUAUGAUUCUUGAAGCACCAAAUGAAGAAGAAGUUUCUCUUCUGCUUGAAUUGUUUGGGCUCUGUCUUACUGGAGGAAAAGAAGUUCACAAUGCAAUAGUCAGCAGUAUACAGGAUCUUUCCAAAGCAUUUUCAGGUUAUGAAGAUGAAGUACUGGCAAAGAGAGAGGAACUUCUCCAGUUUGCUGAAGGAGCUAUCACAGGGUUGAAAGUCAAUGCUGAUCUUGGAAGAAUUGAUGCUGAGGUUUCCCUGCUGAAGAAGAGAUUAGGCGAGAUAAGAGAAAAAAAGGAAUGUGUUGGUGAAGUUCAUGAAAAAAAACCCAAAGAGUCUGCCCCCACCAUAGAGGCUUUGAAGGAAGCACUUGUACUUAUCCGAAUCUGCUCAAAACUAGAAGCACUGCUACUGAAGAAGAAAACUCUUAAAUAUGGGGAUUCCCCUGAAAUUCAUGCUCAAAAGGUUGACAAGUUGAAAGUUUUAUCUGAAUCUCUUGUCAGCUCGAGCUCUAAAGCCGAGAAGAAGAUCUCCGACCACAGAGUGCAGAAAGAGGAAACCUUAAGCUUUCGUGGUGCCAAGACCUCUGAAGCCGGUGAAAUAGAAAAGGAAAUAACAGCUGAGAUAUCAGCACUGGAGAAACAGAGAGAUGAACUUGAAGCCCAAUUGAAACAGGUGAAUAUCUCCUUGGCUGCAGCUAAUGCGCGCCUCCAUAAUGUUAGAGAAGAGAGGGACCAGUUCUAUGAUGCUAAUGACCAGAUUGUUGCACAUUUAAAAACUAAGGAAGAUGAGCUAUUGAAGUCCAUAAACUCAUGUAAAGUGGAAGCAGAUGUUCUUAGUGCAUGGAUCAACUUUUUGGAAGAUACAUGGUCUCUUCAGUGCUCUUAUAUGGAUAUUAAAAACAAGUUAGAAAAUGAUGAAUUGGAACGACAUGAAGAUUAUUUUUUGAAGUUGGUGAUUGAACUCCUUUCUGCUUAUGAGAGAGAAUUAAAGCCUAAUAUUGAUCGGAUAGGAAAGUAUGUGGAAAACUUGAGGAGUUUUGGCAAGGGCUCAGUGAUGGUGGAGCAUGAUGACUCAAACACAUUGAACCCCCGAAAAAAUCUCGAGGAGGAAUACCUUGAUUAUGAAGCUAAGAUUAUAACCACCUUCAGUGUGGUGGAUAACAUGAAGGAGCAGUUCUAUUCUCACCAAGAAAAAUUCUCCAGGAAAAGUGAUUCAGAAGUGAAGGAGCUUUUUGACAAGAUUGAAAAGUUGAGAGCAGAAUUUGAAACAAUUGAGAGACCUAAUCUUGAAAUGGAGAAUCCAUGCCCAGAAUCUUCACCCAGUGAAAGGCCACAAGAAAGCCUGACAAAUCCUGCAACCAAAUUGGCUGAAAAGGAGCAAAAUGAACCACGGGAAACCAACGUUCAGAAGAAGGAACCACCAGCUGUCAAAUCGGAGGAGGUUCUAGAUGCCAAUGCAGAAUUGGCCGAAUUAGAGGCUGAAUUUGGACAUGUCAAUAGGGAUAAUAACUCUGGAGAAGAGGUUGGUGACUGGGAAUUUGAUGAACUGGAAAGAGAGUUGAGAAUGGAGGAUUCUGGAACCCACAAAUAGAAAUUUCAAAGAACUUAGUUAUUAUACCAAAAAAAAACUCUCAUGAAUAAUCCGCAACUAUGUUAUACUUGGGAUAAAUUACAUUCUUAGGCCCGAGGUUUAACGAAAAAGUUGGCCUGGGAAUUGCCUUCAUGUAUUCUGAAAUGCAGUACCGUUAUUAAUUUCCAUGUAAAUACUCAAAUUACAGGAAUUUCUUUUGGAUAUGAAAAAUAUUUAACUGCCAAAUUUCCUGCUCAGCUAGGUUCAUUGGCACUUCUGUUUCUCUAAAUGCAAUUGCUUGUGCUACAUAUGGGAUUUCUUUUUCAACUUGAAUGUCACUUCUAUCUAGAUGCAGCAUACAUUGCAUGCAUGGUCUGAUGAAGAAAUUCAAGAUAGGUUUGGUGAUUCUUGAUGGGGACGAAAGGACGAUGUUCCUCUCAUGGAAGGAGGUGCAAACAACACAAACAGGGCAACAUUAUUUACCCUGGGCCUCCCAAUGCUUCAAAAGCCGAACUCAAGGCCCUCCGAAAGCGGUGUUAAAGUUAAGCUCUGGUACAAAACUUACUAUAAUUCCAAGUGAGAAAUCCGCCUGCCCUAAUUUUGGCGCCAUAGCUUUUCGCUCUACCAGGAUAACUU
This is a messenger RNA of Cuscuta campestris, 2724 nucleotides long. The record is from the annotation of a GenBank genome assembly. NCBI's taxonomy places the organism in Eukaryota, Viridiplantae, Streptophyta, Magnoliopsida, Solanales, Convolvulaceae.